This is a messenger RNA of Symbiodinium natans, 1212 nucleotides long. NCBI's taxonomy places the organism in Eukaryota, Dinophyceae, Suessiales, Symbiodiniaceae. The record is from the annotation of a GenBank genome assembly.
AUGUGGUCGGCUUGUGGGGACAACGGGAAAGGCGGCAAGACCUGGAAGGUCCGACAGACGACGUCCAAGGCGGCAUGGAAUUCAGAAGGUGAUGGAACAACCGUCGUAUUGACACGUCUUCCGAAGACUCUGAAUGCAGAGGUUCUUCUGGCUUUGCUGGAUGAGCACUUCCCCUGCGCAUAUGACUACUUCUAUUUGCCCAUGGACAUGGACAAAUUCGAGAACCGAGGCAUAGCUUACAUUAAUUUUCGAAAACAUGAAACAGCUGUGCAAUGCCAGAAUCAUUUCGAUGGCACCGACGACUGGAAAGGACACACUAGCGAGCGUCCGUGCAAAUCAGAGUGGUCCUCCAUCCAGGGGUACGCUGCAAACAUUGAGUGGCAACAGAGAUCAGCGUGGCUGACCAGCGCCAUCCCCGAGGGCUGCAAGCCGAUGGCCUUCGAUGAAAAUGGAAUGCGUCUGCCAACUUCGGACAUUUUUCCUGCAUCACUGGCCGACAGUAGAAAGGAUGGCAGGUCUUGCCGGACUCUGAGCGACAACAACAAAGAGUGGUGGAAGGACCAGUGGUAUGGUAGCAGUUCAUGGGAACAAAAUGGUGGAAAGAACAGGACAUCGUGCAGAUGGUAUGGCUCUUGGUCUUGGAAAAACGACGACUGGCGUGCAUUCUCCGACGCAAGGGCACGUAAUCGGACAUGGCACACCAUCAAUCGGGGUCCAGAGGGUUUUCAUGAUGAGUAUGGCGAGGCGAGCCAGAGUAGUGACAAUUUUGAGCAUGGGAUGGCAGAUGAAAAGCAGGAGGAGUUCAUGCUUGGGAAGCAUCGAGAAGAGGAGAAGGAGAACAAGGCCGGAAAUGAUGUCAAUCUGGCAGCGAAGGUACCCAUAUUACAGGAUCAGCCGUCGCUGGCGAGUUUGCAGGGUCUGUCCAGCAACGAAUCCGCCGCACUACUGAAGUCUGCCGAAGCCGUGCGAGCUACCGCAAAGUAUGCCUGCCCGCACUGUGGGGCGGUGUUCAUGAAGUGGUCUGCAUGCAUACACCACAUAAUGGCUGAUUCACCUACUUGCCAGACCCACAUAUUGCCUGAUGGCAAGCCGCCUGCUGAUAUGACUGAGUUCCAAGAGACAUGCAAGGCAAAAGCCGCAGAAUUGCCAAAGGAUGUGAACAAGAGCAAACCUGAUGCAGAUGCAUCCGUCGAGAAGCGUCGCUUUCAGUAA